AUGGAGAGGGAGCCAGAAGCCUUAGAAAUUUGCCCUUACGAUUCUCACCACCGCAUCCCACUCAGCAGAUUUCAAUACCACCUGGCAUCAUGCAGGGAAAAGAAUCCCAAGAAAGCCAAAAAGAUGGCCAGCUGCAAAUACAACGCCUGCCACGUGGUCCCCAUCAAAAAGCUGGAGGAGCACGAGACGACGUGUGUCAACAGAAGCCCAGGGAAGGAAAAGGACAGCUUGAGCCUUGUGAAAAUGAGCCGUCCGAGGCCAGAGCAGGAUGGAUGUGUCCUUCCAGCAUCUCCUUGGGUCCCCAAUCCUGAUGUCUGGAACGUUGACAGCAUGAACAGCCAUCCCAUGUUCGUCCUUAAGACUUUUGUUCCCCAAAAGCUGGUUUGUGAAAGCGACACAAGAGGGUCAGAGAGAGAGGACCACCCCCAUCCCUGA
Molecule: messenger RNA, 435 nt
Organism: Rhinolophus ferrumequinum (greater horseshoe bat)
Lineage: Eukaryota; Metazoa; Chordata; Mammalia; Chiroptera; Rhinolophidae
Gene: GTSF1L
Product: gametocyte specific factor 1 like
Exons: 1
Coding region: 1-435 (144 amino acids)
Source: RefSeq, a predicted model, not a curated record